UCGACGAUAGACAAGUGCAAUAAUCCCUGCUCUCCUUCACUUUCGCCCAGGGUGGCGCAAGCAAUGACCGAACGCAGUGCACGACCACCAGUACAGCUCAUCCAGAAUGUCUACCAGCGACUCUUUCAUGAUGGUGUAACACUCUCCAAGCUAAGGGAUACACUCAGCCAAGGCCGUCUACAAAAUAACCAUGGCAGCACCGUUGGCGUACCGGGGCGUAGUCUGGCAUGGAAGAUGUUCCUCUUGCGCGGGCUGGAGCCGUUGGAGCGGCCAUCCGACGAGGUGCCAAGUGUACCGAUGGAGUUGCUGAGGGAGUCACGCAAACAGUUCUCGGAGCUCUUACUUGAGAAAAUGCGUGCACCCGAUGGAAGUUAUGAUGAAAGUUUCGUGGUUUCUGGGUUGACGAUACCGCGGCGGAGUAGUAGUCAGGCACCGCUGAAUCUCGAGACUAACAAUCCGUUGAGUCUUCACGAAGAGAACCCGUGGAAGGAGUGGUUCACUGCUAUGGAUCUGCGCAAGAUCAUCCAACAGGACGUCGAACGGACGUUCCCAGACAUGGGCUACUUUCGCAGUAACGAAGUGCAGUAUCAGCUCACCAACGUGCUGUUCUUAUACUCCGUCAUGCAUCCAGAUAUCAGCUAUCGUCAAGGCAUGCAUGAACUGCUCGCGCCCCUGUACUAUGCCAUAGACUUUGAUUCGGUGCCGGAGGCGCAUGAAAUAUUUGAAACGGAUUCGCUUUUUGCAGAGUUCUGUUCCAGAGCGUGGGUUGCGGCAGACUCUUGGGCACUCUUUUCCGCAGUAAUGCAGAAGGUGUCCCAGUGGUACGAAUGGCGCGAGCCUGCACCACCACCACCCACAGCACGCGGUCCGAUCAACUUGAAACCAUAUGUCCCUCCCAUCGUCGAAGCAUGCAAUCGUAUUCAGGGCAGUUUACUCAAGUCCGUCGAUCCUACUUUGUACGAGGCAAUGCAGAAUGCAGGCAUAGAAUCACAGAUAUAUGGGCUCCGGUGGUUACGACUGCUGUUUACGCGUGAAUUCCCCAUGGAUGAAGCCAUGAUGUUGUGGGACGGCCUCUUCGCAAGCUCGUCUCUUACACCUGACCUCGUUAUGUGGCUUUGCGUCGCAAUGCUUAUUCGCAUACGGACGAAACUGAUCCCGUCUGAUUACAGUACACAGCUGAUGUACCUGCUGCGUUACCCACCAUGCCCUUCAACAGAGCCCGGAGCCCCGCACCACAUUGUUCUACUCAUUCGACACGCUACGGCCUUGGAGAUAUCGCCCAAUCCAGCAACAGGGGCCACACUCAUGAUGGAAAAUCGGAAUUUAUUGAAUAUUCCACUAGAUGUUCCAGAUCCGCCGGUAGCAAGACGCAGACCUCGCCAACCGGAGAGAACUCAUCAGGCGACCUCCUCAGAGAGCUCCACUCCGGGUAUUUCUGGAAGCCAAGUGUUCUCGCCACAACUUAGUUUCCCGGAACUCUUUGCCCGUGGACUGCUUGAUCGGGGGGAGAGUCUUGGAAUCAACAGAACAGUCAUGAAUGCCGUUUCUGAGCUCAAGCGCAAUCUGCCUGACUUGACUUCUAAUCUCGUCCGUUCACCGUCUUUCGCAACUAGCACAUUCUCGGCAUACCCCCUCCUCGAUGAGAGGUCACCAGAGGAGCGUUAUAUCCGUAACCACCGCAGUGACCUGGAGUCUGCUCGGGAACUCGCCGACCUUCGCAGGCAAAAUAAACGCCUAGGUGAGGCCGUGGGAUGGGCACUGGAUAUUCUCGGUCAAGAGAGUGCGAGCGAUACUUAUCAAUUGCAGAGGAAGCAAGCUCUGGAAUCUCUUUCGUACAUGCGUGACGUAUUGACUGGACAGGUCGAGGAGGUAGAUGAGCGUCGAUUAUGGGGCGAAGCCGAAUUCAAAAGGAGAUGGGAGGUCCGAGAAAAAUCCCCAUCCCCGAGCAGCGAGUCAUCUCUGACUGGACGAGAUGCACGCUCUGGUACUACGUCUGCGAAGUGGACAGCAGCUCGAGAGAAUCGUCGCUUUUCGCAAGGCAAUACCAGUGGUGGCCAUCCCCGCUCUAUUACCGCGACGACUAUUCCACCGACCAGAACGCCACCCCUCCCUGCGACUCAUAAUCGUUCGCAAUCUUCUGGGAACGUGAUCCAAGGGUCGACGCGUGUGGAUGUUCAACGGGCGCCCUUCCGCGUGUCUGGAAACAACCCAUUCCAGAGAGUUUCCGGCGGGAGCAAGGUUGUGCAAGACCCUCCCAGCGUGCGGAGUGAGGCGGUCGAGUACGAUCCACUGGGGGUGUCCAAGUAGUUAGUUAGCACAUGAUUUAUGCUACGGUGCGGUGAUUAGAGCCGGCAGCCAAUGGCGACG
Messenger RNA from Pisolithus orientalis, 2367 nucleotides. RefSeq names its product rab-GTPase-TBC domain-containing protein. The record is from RefSeq and is a predicted model, not a curated record. Gene Ontology annotation, molecular function: GTPase activator activity. The transcript is spliced from 9 exons. Gene Ontology annotation, biological process: activation of GTPase activity. Lineage: Eukaryota; Fungi; Basidiomycota; Agaricomycetes; Boletales; Pisolithaceae. The coding region runs from base 64 to 2307 and encodes 747 amino acids.